AUGCAGGUAAAUCUUCUAUUCCCUGAGACGUACCUGUUGGGUCAUUUCUCGAACAAAGACCACGGCGGCAAAGACUACGACGGAAAAGACCACGGCGGCAAAGACCACGACGGAAAAGACCACGACGGAAAAGACCACGACGGCAAAGACCACGACGGCAAAGACCACGACGGAAAAGACCACGACGGAAAAGACCACGACGGCAAAGACCUCGACAAAGACCUUGACAAAGAUCACUACGGCAAAGACCUCGAUAAAGACCACGACGGCAAAGACCUUGACAAAGACCACGACGGCAAAGAUCUCAACGGCAAAGACCUCGAGAAAGACCACGAAGGCAAAGACCUCCACGGAAAAGACCUCCACGGAAAAGACCUCCACGGCAAAGACUACGACAAAGACCUUGACAGAUAA
Molecule: messenger RNA, 414 nt
Organism: Homarus americanus (American lobster)
Lineage: Eukaryota; Metazoa; Arthropoda; Malacostraca; Decapoda; Nephropidae
Exons: 1
Coding region: 1-414 (137 amino acids)
Source: RefSeq, a predicted model, not a curated record